AUGGAGGAGGCCCGCGGUGCCGCAGCGGAGGGCUCUGGGCUGGAAUCGGGCUCCGGUGAACAGGGUGUGAGCAGAGUUCCACCGCAUCUUCCUGUGGAGAUGAUAGAGGCAGAGAGCGGGAACGGCAGUGAGGAGGAAGAGUCUGUUCAUCUGGAGGACCAAAAAGAGACGUUUCCCCCAGCAGAAAGCGGCGGCUACGGAGCUACGGAGCUGUCUGUUGGUUCUGCAGAAGGAAAAUCUCCUGAGACUUUCUUGGACAAAGUGGAAUUAGACAGUUGUCCUCCCGGACUGGGUGACAUGGAGCAGCCCCUAACAGACAGAGGAAGCCCCUCCCUCCCCCCGGGAGCUCCUCCAGGGGCAGCGGCAGUGGAGUUGAGCAGCUGCGCAGAGUCAGAGUCUGCCGCUGGGCAAUUUGGUCAGCUCACUGGUGAGGAGGAGUGCCAGCAGCAUGGAGCUGAGGAACAGGAAACAAGCAGAAGAAGUGAAGAAACAGAACUGGUUGUCUUGGAUCCAGAACACCCUCUGAUGAAAAGAUUCCAGGCUGCCCUGAGGAAUUACCUUACCAAGCAGAUGGAAAAAGUGAACCUGGAACUUCAGGAACUGAGGACGGCAGCGAGGAAGGGCAGAGUACAGAGAGAAGAGCUUGGGGUGAUUCUUUACGGGGCACAGCAGCAGCUGGCGCGUCUGCAGCUGGAGCUGGAGAAGAGCCACGAGCGCCGCUCGCAGGCGGCCGCAGCCCGCCAGCAGCUGGAGGAGGAACUGGAGGGCCUCAGGCUGACUCACAAGAAAAUGUGUCACAACACGGAUGAGGAACGCAAGAAAGUUUCUGCAAUGCAGACUCAGGCUGAAAACCUGGCCUUGCAUCUCUUCUACAUGCAGAAUAUGGACGAGGAUAUGCAUCAUAAUAUUUUACUAAUGAAACAGUCGACAAAGAAGGCUGAGGCAGAGAAGGUCCACGCUGAGGUGGAAAAGAAAAAGCAGGAUCUUUUACUAGACCGCUUAACGAGAAAAGUCCACGAACUACAAGAACAAGUCGCUCUGUUUGAAGCCCAGCUUGUGGCCCAGGCAGAGGACACAAAAGUAACUCGGCAAGCAGUAAAUGAGGCUUGUGCAGAGGUGCAGGCUAUUAACAUGGAGAAGAAGCGACUGAUGAACCACUGGAACAGCAGCUUGGCUGGAAUGAAGCAGAGAGAUGAGGCCUAUAUUGCUGCACAAGAACUGCUGAGCAAGUACAGACAUGACCUCAAGUCGCUAGCAAUGGACAUCCACGGCUGUAGAAAGUCGAUCAGGAAGGAGGAGGAGAAGAAUGAGCUGCUUGUCACCGUCCUGAGCCGUUCCGAGAACGACGCCAACACAACAAAGAAGCUGCUCGCCCGGUGCCUUUCGCAGCAGGAGGCCUUGAAGGCUGAAUCUGGCACCUACACUCGUGUCCUCCAUGAGACGGAGCAGGCCCUCAGCAGGACCAAGAUGGAUCAAGCUGCUCGUCUGAAUGAGUUGCUGUCCAUCAGUGAGGAUAUAGAGAAGGGAACGGAUGCCAACGCGCAGCUGGAGAAUGAAAUCAUGGCAAAGGUUCAGGACCAGAUGGUGUCCAGCAAAGCCACAAAGCACUUCUCACAGCUGGCUGCAAAACUCCGUAGGAGGAAAACAGAUCUGGAGCUGCAUUUUUCCAAGGCUGAGAAUGAUACGGCCCAGGUUCUUCUGACUGCGGCUCAUACCAGCUGCAGGCUGACAAUCCUCCAAAAAACACUUUGUGAGCUGGACAAGGAAAUCAAAAAUGUCCGUGAUCUGAUCAGCCACAGUGAAAGCGAGAUUGCAAAGUGCAGUCUCCUGACUGAGAGCAAGCGGCGGGUCAUCAGCCAGUACAACAAGAGGUUGGAGGCCAUUCUUUCUCAGCAGGGGGGGCAAGAAUUGGGACCACUGGAAAUUGAGAUCAACAAGUUAACCAGGGAGGUAGAAGAGUGUAAUUCUGAGGUGAUGACACUGCAGAAAUACUGGCUGAAUCAGCAGAAAGAGCUGGUCAAGCUAACGCACGCACGGGAGGAACAGCGAGCCUCCCUGGAUAUGUUAAAGAAGCAGGUCACAGUAAUGCAGCAGAAGAAAGUGCGCACUGAAAAUAAAAUUCAGCAGGAAACAAAAGAACAGAAGGACAUCGAGCAUCACAUGAAGAACAUGUCGAAUGACUUGAUAAAGUUAAAUGUGUUGAUCAACAAGAACAACAGCAGCUUCGAGGAGCUGCGGCACGGCAACAUGAUCACAGAGAACGAGUUUGUGCGCUCUCUCAAGGCAGCAGAAAGAGAAUCAGUUGAGAUGCAAGAGAGGCACAGUCAGUUGAGUGAGGAGAAGGACAGACUCCUGAACUGCCUGCUGGAAGCAGAGCAUCAAAUCAUGCUGUGGGAGAAGAAGAUCCAACUGGCAAGAGAGAUGCGUGCAGCGGUGGAUUCCGAGACAGGACGAGGCGAGGUCCAAGCCAUGAGGACAGAGAUUCAUAGGAUGCAGGUCCGCUAUGGCCAGCUGAUGAAGCAGCAGGAGAAGAUGAUUCGUGAUAUGGAGGCAUCUGUUUCUCGUAGAGAGGCGAUAGCGGUUCGUGGGGAGGGUCAGAACAAAACAGAUAAGAAACGGAUCACCAAGAGGGACUUCCACCGCGAGAGAGAGGAGCUGAGAAAGAAGAUCAGGGAAACGCAGAAGACCACUGAAGGCUGCAACAAAACCCUCCUGGAGCUGGAGAGCUCCCAGGCGUCCCUGAGCGCCGCCUUCUCGGCAAAGCAGCAGGAGCUGCUCAGGCUGCAGGCCGAGUCCCACGGCCUCGACGCGGACGCGGAGCGGCUGCGGGAGGAGAAGCAGUGGGCCCUCCUGGAGCUCGUGGCCUACCAGACUCGCCAGAAGCACCUGCAGGCCCUGAAGGACGGGACCUACGCUCCGCUCUGCCGCACGGAGCAGGCCCGCAGGGCCAAGGCGCAGGCGCUGCGGGCCCGGCUCGGGGCCAUCGCGGCCAUCGCGGCCCGGGCCCAGCGGGAGCCGCGGGCGAGCGGCCGAGCCGCCUCUGCGCUCUACGGGGUGCGGGUCAGCCCGGAGCCCUUCGGCCUCCUCGUCUACCGGCAGCGCGGCGGGCGGGUGCUGCUCAACACCACCGUCGCGCCCCUCUUCUUCGCAGACCAGUUCCUGCAGAUCUCCACCUCCUUGCCCUCCCGCUUCAUUUCUGGGCUGGGGGAGCACCUGACGCCGCUGGUCCUCAACACGACGUGGACCAGGGUCACCCUCUGGAACCGGGACAUGGCGCCCGCGCCCCAGGUCAACCUCUACGGCUCCCACCCUUUCUACCUGGGGAUGGAGGACGAUGGGUCGGCUCAUGGCGUCUUUCUGCUGAACAGCAACGCGAUGGACGUGCUCCUGCAGCCCAGCCCGGCCCUGACCUGGCGCACAACGGGCGGGAUCCUCGACUUCUACGUCUUCCUGGGCCCUGACCCCAAGAGCGUGGUGCGACAGUACCUGGAUGUCAUCGGGUUCCCCUUCAUGCCCCCGUACUGGGGCCUGGGCUUCCACCUCUGCCGCUGGGGCUACUCCUCCACCGACAUCACCCGGCAGGUCGUGGCCAACAUGACGGCAGCUCGCUUCCCCCUGGACGUGCAGUGGAAUGACCUGGACUAUGCGGAUGCCAAGAGGGAUUUCACCUUCAACAAGAAAAGCUUCAAGGAUUACCCGGAGAUGGUGCGGGACUUCCACCGCCGCGGGCUGAGGUACAUCAUGAUCGUGGAUCCUGGGAUCAGCAGCUCGGGGCCUCCCGGCACCUACAAACCCUAUGACGAGGGACUGAAGCGAGGGGUGUUCAUCCGAAACGCCACGGGGCAGCCCCUGAUCGGGAAGGUCUGGCCCGGUCCGACGGCCUUCCCGGACUUCACCAACCCAGAGACUCACGAGUGGUGGCACGACAUGGUGAAGGACUUCCAUGACCAAGUGCCCUUCGAUGGCAUGUGGAUCGACAUGAACGAGCCAUCCAACUUCGUGGAGGGCUCCCAGGACGGCUGCCCCAACAACAGCCUGGAGCAGCCCCCCUACGUGCCAGGGGUGUUUGGCGGGCGGCUCCAAGGCGGCACCAUCUGCGCCUCCAGCCAGCAGUACCUGUCCUCCCACUACAACCUGCACAGCCUCUACGGGCUCACCCAGGCCGUCGCCUCCCAUGACGCGCUGCUGAGGGUCCGGGGCAAGCGGCCCUUCGUCAUCUCCCGCUCCACGUUCUCUGGGCACGGGCGCUACGCAGGGCACUGGACUGGGGACGUCGGCAGCAACUGGGAGCAGCUCUACUACUCCAUACCAGAGGUGCUGCUCUUCAACCUCUUCGGGGUGCCGCUGGUGGGUGCCGACAUCUGCGGCUUCGCGGGCGACACAUCGGAGGAGCUGUGCGUGCGCUGGACCCAGCUGGGCGCCUUCUACCCCUUCAUGAGGAACCACAACGACCAUGGCGCCCGGCCGCAGGAGCCGUACGCCUUCAGCCCCGCCGCCCAGGCUGCCAUGAGGAAGGCCCUCUGCCUCCGCUACUCCCUCCUGCCCUUCCUCUACACCCUCUUCCACCGGGCUCACUCCGCCGGGGAGACGGUGGCACGGCCCCUCUUCCUCGAGUUCCCCAAGGACCCCAACACCUGGGCCCUGGACCGCCAGCUGAUGUGGGGCGGGGGGCUGCUCGUCACCCCAGUGCUGCAGCCAGGAACCACCAAAGUCAGCGGCUACUUCCCGGCGGGGACGUGGUACAGCCUCGCAGGGGUGGGGCUGGACCUCGUGCCGCUCUGUGUGACGUUCCUGCUCUGCCUCUGGGAGGUCCAGUACGGCAUCGUGGCCGGGGUGCUGGUCUCGGGGGUUCUCCUGCUCUACUCCAUUGCCAGGCCCCCGGUUAAGGUGUCGGAGGGGGACGCGCUGCUGGUGCAGCCGGGGAGCAGCCUGCACUUCCCGGCCGUCGAGCGCCUCCGGGACACCGUCUGCAGCCGCGCUCUGGCAGCAGCGUCCCCACCGCGCUCCGUCAUCCUGGACUGUUGCCACGUCAGCAGCAUCGAUUACACGGUGGUGGUGGGGCUGGCAGAGCUGCUGCGGGACCUGCGCAGAGAGAAGAGAGGGGAAGCUGGCUCCAGUCCCUGA
Molecule: messenger RNA, 5124 nt
Organism: Athene cunicularia (burrowing owl)
Lineage: Eukaryota; Metazoa; Chordata; Aves; Strigiformes; Strigidae
Product: coiled-coil domain-containing protein 40-like
Exons: 38
Coding region: 1-5124 (1707 amino acids)
Biological process (GO): epithelial cilium movement involved in determination of left/right asymmetry; heart looping; axoneme assembly
Cellular component (GO): cilium; cytoplasm
Molecular function (GO): carbohydrate binding; hydrolase activity, hydrolyzing O-glycosyl compounds
Source: RefSeq, a predicted model, not a curated record